GACCUCUUAUGAUUUCCUUCUUUGAACGCGUAUGGUUCGUCGUAAUGCUGUAGAAAUUGGAUUUAUUUCUAAUGAUGCUUGGGAGGCAACAUUUUAAUGCGCGUCAUGUGGUAUGGAGUUCAGUGGAAUGAAUAAGACAUCUGACGAUACACUUAGUUACUUGAAUUCUUCGGCAACAGCUCAUCCAUCGUUGUACAAAACUCUACGAUAUAGCCCAAACAAUGAGUUUCCUGAUAAAGGCUUGUCACAUACUUCACAUGAAGACCAAGUUCUCCGACUAGUUGACGCGUUUCACUGUCCUUUUAAUAGUGCUCUUAGGGAAUGUGAAUCCUCCCAAGUCCCUAUGGUGUCAGCUAUGUGCAAUCGUAUAGUCCCCCCGGACAUAAUAUCCGGAUUUGUUGAUAAGUCCUCCGAGUUUGACCAACCAGAAGUAUCUGAUGAACCCGGAAAGUUGGCAGUUUGUCACAAAGUUGACACUGUUUCCCCACCUAAACUACCUGAUCUCAAUGACAAAGCAUAUCCGUGUGUCAUCAGUAAAGCAGCAACCGACUCCGUUUCGCCUUCUAGCAGUUUGGUGCCAGAUACUGUCCAUAUCCUUUCUCCAUGCAAUGGGUCUGUUUCUAGGCCAGAGAGUAUUAGUGACCUGUCUUCGCAUAUUGAGAAAAUCGAUGCCGCUAGGGAUGUCAACGGGUGUGGUAGGCUCACAGACACUUCUCCACUGCAUGAUCAAGACCGUGCCAGGAUGGACUUGGACAAGUUAGACGAAACUAUCGACUAUGUGCUGUCGGUUGCACGAAGUGAUGAGCCAUGUGAAGGCAUGUUCGUUCUUUCCUGUAGAGCACAGCGAAUACUCCCAGUUCUGGACUAAUAACUUCACCAACAAUUUCUCCAGCUCCAUCUCCACACUCCAACAAUUUAAACUCGCCUGUGCUCCAAACAUGUAAAGCUCAAACUGUGUUUCAGCCCAACAAUCCAUGUCAUAUGGUUACCCAACAACCUGUGCAGCGAUAUAUAGUCGACCAAACCCAUGGAAUUAUUCAGUUAUCAUCUAAUCCUUCGCAGAGUGUUUCUGGACAUUAUGGCAACCAGGGUGUUUCCUUCGUUCAGUUGUGUUCAGACUCAUCCACCAAUCCUGUACUUCAGGUUACGCAACACCACAUUGUUUCACAGAUCGGUCAGACGUUGACAACAACUGCUGCUCAUGUCUUAUUUCAUCCUAAUGUGUUGCAUAAUUUCCAGAACCACGCGGGGCAAACUCAGUUUACGAUACCACAUUCCACAUUAUCUACAGCUCCAGUACAGCGAAUCCGUACUCCUAUAUUAUCUCCAGUUAGGACCAGCAUUGUACAAACCACUCCGAGUUCAGUCACUAAGGCAUGUUCAGAUACUAAUACAACGCCACACUCUACGCCAAAUCAUGCUCCUGAUGGUGUAAAUUCAUCUCUUCCUAACCAUACAAUUUCUAUUAACCCCUCGAGUAUUCGUUUUAUCCAAAAUCCUGUACAGUCUACGCAGCCCUUACUUUAUGGGACAGUUAGCAUAUCUUCGCCCAUGGAAGCUGCUGGUGAUAGUAAGUAUUCAAUGUCAGCUUCAACUCCUAGCAUUGAUAAAAGGUGUACACAACCGAACACUUCGGUUACCUUCCGUCAUCCUUUAAUUCCGACCAACACAAACUUUUCUAUGGUCCCGGUAUCUUCUGUCGGUGUAGCUUCAAAUCACAGUCUUCCUUCAUCGAGUAAUCCAAUCACGAACGGUCAGAGUACCGCAAGUAUACCUAGGAAGCGGUCGCAUGCCUCACUGCCUGGAAAUAACAAGCGUAGGAAAACUGUUGGUAAUCCAUCUUUUCAUGUAGCUUCUAUAACAAAUAAGAGCAUUCCUACACACGAAGGUGUUCGUUCAAUCCACUCUGGUGCUCAGGAAGAGAUAAAUAAGCUUAAAGGCAUUGAUCUUAAGUUACUGGUCUCUACUCCAACGCUGCAACCCUUUUCUUCAGUUUUACCACCCCCAGGUUUGUGUGAUUCCGUGGUGUUCAGAGGGAGUGUCGAGGAAAUAAUUCUUCAGAGACGUGGGCUGAAGUAUCUGCGUGGACCGAUGUCUCUUAAGUUCCCAAAAUGUAUAGAUUCGACUACCUCAAGUGAAGUUGUCGAUUCAUAUCUCACGCAUCAUCUUAAAGUAGUUGUGCCACCUGGUCCAGUUCUUUAUUCUUCAAAAGUUCCCAAGUUGGCAUCUGUUGAAUGUGACUCAGUGUGUGCCUCACCAGAACCUCCAUCGUUUGAGAAUAACAUGAAGGCCUUGUUCUCCAGGAUGAAUCAGUUUUCCAAGAAAAAGUUUGAAGAUGUUUGUGAUGAAAUUAAAGUCGGUUGUGACUCAUGCAAAUCCUCAGGUGAGAGACUCAUGCCUCAAUCCCUUCUUCAUAUGUUCUCUCAAAAUCAGUCAGAUUUCUUGGAAAGAACAGAAACAGAAAGAGGUACUCCUCCUCUCGCUUUAUAUCACAUGCCUAAUCCUCGUCUCCUGUGUCAACCCAUUCACCUAGCUCCCUGUCCAGAAAAGCGAAUUGAUUUUUCUUCGGACAAUGUUAACAGCUCCAACUUAUCUGAUCUUAAGGUGGAAAACGAUUUAUCAGGAGUUUCAGAUGAGUAUAACCUCGAAAAACCUGGCGUGUCUGGUGGUAUUACUUCUGCCUCAUUCGUCGAUUCCGAAACUGGGGAAACUAUGAUACCGCCUCAUCUAAAAUCACCUAAAACCUCACUUGAUUCUGUUUUGAAUGAAAAUGAUAAACUACAUAUCACGUUUACUAUCAAUCCAGCAACAAGUGUAAAUAUACCUAAUAUCAUCCAUCGUAUUUCCGAACUACUGGACGUUGAAGAAAAUUCUAUUGACUUUCAAAUCACUAGAUCAGGUGCACAGAUAACCCUAGACCAAAAGCGACCUCACAGUGAAGUUGUAAUGCGCAGUUUGGAAGCGCAGUUAAGACAGCAGUUUACGCCAAUUUCCUUACAUUUUGAAAAUGAUUCAACAAAGGAUGAGCUGAUGCAAGAUGUCCAUGUCUCGCGUGUCACUCAAUGCAGCAUACAAGAAAACCUACCUCGCCUGAGACAUCCAUCAUCCAACCUACCUUUAUCAAAUCCAUGUAAGUUAGAGUGCGAUCCUUCAAGUAAGAAUGACAGUCUAUUAUCCACACAGGAAACUUGUCGCUACUCUGAAGAACCUAUUAGUAUUAGUUCUUUGAUGACCAAUAGACACCGCUCCGUAAAAUCAUGUAAAGGCUGUGGUAAACCAGUCUCACCUCAUAUGGUUCACCAUAGAUGGUUGGAUGAUUUAUCCACAGUCACUGGAAUAACUAUGAGUCUUGAAAAUUCAGUAGAUUUUGUAUUCUGCUCUAACGGCUGUUUGUACAGUUUUGCUCGCCUCUUGUCUUCGUAUCGCAAUAAGUGUUUGGACAGUACCCUAGACUAUUCUACACAAACAGAUUUAUUGAACAGUAGUCACCACAAUUUUGAUCAACAACGACAGCUGAUUAUGACUGAUUUCCCAUGUUCCAUGCCAAUUUUAUUACAAAGUGGUUUGUCAAAAUCAAAACCGACUAACCUAAAGCGCCAACAUUCUCAGCAAUAUGUUACAAAUAAGAGACGUUCAGCCAACACUCCUACAGUCCUGUCCAAGUUUCGAAAAUGGCAAGGUAUUCGAUGGAAGUCGUAUGCCAACCGCACUAAUCAUUCGUCAGAUUUACUAUCUAAUCGUACCACGGAAGACAAUGGCAUCACCAUAUCAAAGAGUAAUCCUGCAGUUAUGUAUACUUCACAUUCUGAUGACAAACGAGUUUGUGAUUUAUGUCAGCAAGCUGGAGAUGCUCCAGAGCAUGGUCCUGGUCGUUUACUUCCAUUGGAUCUAAAUAACUGGAUACACGUUAAUUGUGCAUUAUGGUGCUAUGAAGUGUACGAGACUGUUGGUGGAUCUCUCAAUAAUAUAGACGUCUGGUUGGCGAAAGCCAAAGAAACAGCUUGUUCCCAGUGUGGUUUAUUUGGAGCUGGUUUGCCUUGUUAUAAUCCUAAGUGUUCCUUCGUCUAUCAUGUGCCAUGUGCAAUCAAAAUUCAGUGCAUGUUUUUUACAGAUCGUGGAAUGUAUUGCCCACAACAUCAACCAAAGGAGAUUCAUCCGAUGCAGUUAUCUUCCCUAGUAGUAAAUCGACGUGUGUACAUCAAUCGGGAUGAAAAUAGUCAGGUAGCCCGUGUAGUGCAUGAGGAUGACGACAGACACGUUGUACGUAUUGGAGGAGUAUCUUUACGUUCCCUUGGUCAGCUGUUACCUCAUCAGAUUGACAGCGGAAAUUUUCACAACCUUAGGAAUAUUUACCCCAUCGGCAUGCGUGUCACACGGAUUUAUUGGUCAAUGCGGCGACCACGUUCUCGGGCAAGAUACGUAUGUGAAAUAUUAGAAAGGGAUUGCCAUCCUUUUUUCCGAAUAACAGCUAUUGAUAAAGGUAUGGACGAUGUAUCAGUUACACAUGAAACCUGUGAUGGGGCGUGGCAAUUGAUUCUCUGCCGCAUUGAAAACUUGUGCAAAGAACAUAAAUUAGUAAGACUUUUCCCACAGCUUUUGAAAGGUGAGGACUUAUUCGGAUUAAACGAAUCUCAUAUUGUUCGUGCCAUAGAAUCUCUUCCAGGUGUUGACUGCUUAAGGGACUAUGUAUUCAAUUUUGGACGCCUUGAACUAAUAUCUGAAAUGCCACUAGCCAUAAAUCCAUCGGGAUGUGCACGAUCGGAGCCAAAGAUGCAAACUUAUGUAAAGCGCUUGCAUGAUGCAGGAGAAUAUUCUGUACCAAUAAGUCAUCGAACGGGAGGUCUUCCAGGUGUUAGACGUCUAUCGCAUCCAAGUUUCUGUGGAUUAAAUUACAACAGCGGAGUGUACAAUAUGGAUAAUGCAAUUUCAAAGCAGCAUCAGAGCAGCCGUUCUCAACAGUAUCGGAAACUUAAAACAGAGGUUAAUUCUAAUGUUAUACUCGGUCGUUCACGUAUUCAGGGACUAGGUUUAUUUGCUGCCCGAGACUUGGAGCAACAAACCAUGGUUAUUGAAUACAUAGGAGAAAUGAUUCGUCUAGAGGUAGCUAACAAAAGGGAAAAAGAGUAUGAGGCUCACAACAGAGGAAUAUAUAUGUUUCGUCUAGAUGAUGAUACAGUGAUUGAUGCAACUGUUUGUGGUGGCCUCGCUCGAUACAUUAACCACUCGUGUCAACCGAACUGUUAUGCUGAGUUUGUAAAUUUCGGUGAUCAGUCGCAUAUUAUGAUAAUUACGAAUAGACGAAUUAAGAAAGGAGAAGAGCUCUGCUAUGACUAUAAUUUCGACCUUGAGGAUAGAAGUGACAAAAUCCCGUGUCUCUGCAGGGCACCAAAUUGUCGAAAAUGGAUGAACUAGCAUCCUUGUAAACCAUUUGCAAUAUAUUUUUAUGAAAUUGUGGUUGUGUAGAUAGGCAUACUUUGAUUUUCUAGAUUAUUGAAGUUGGUUUAAUGCUUCUCAGUAAAUAUUCAGUAUAAUUUAUAGUGCCUUCCCAUGCUUUAUUUGGAUUUGUACAUUUUAUGUUAUUUAGUAUUCUGGUUUUCCUCAUUCCUGAUCUUUAAUGUGUACAGUUUAUUUAUUUGUCAGCUGUUUGAUCUUUUCUCAAUUAUUUUCCGAGUAGAGUGGCUUUCAAUUUCGAGUUGUAUAUUCUAAGCACUUCUCAUGUGUAUAAUUUGAGCGCAAUGUGGAUGUACAGUGAUUUUUUUAUAUUUUAUCCCCAUCAUCUUAUGUAUUAUAUUUAUUUGUACAGACUAAUCAUGUAUUUUGUUGAUUUCUUUCACAUUCCCCAAUGCUGUAUAUAUCCAACCCAUUUAACUAUCUUUUCUAGUUUUUUUUUUAAAAGUUCAACUAUCAAAUGCAUCCAAUUAUUUUGGUCUGUUAUGUAUGAAUACCACUAUGGUUUAAUUCUUCUUAGUACUAAUAGUUAUUUUAAGGAAAAAUUCAGAUGUACCUAAUUUCUACACUUCGGUUAUGAGCAAAUCCUUUUUCUAAAAUGGCUACAUUAUGCACUCACUGUAAUUGUAUUUGUACAAGCAUGCAUUUGAAUAAUUAAACAUGUUCUUCUUCUGAAUGGUUUUUAGGGAUUAACCACUUAAGAACUCAGCUGAUUUUAACCUGGAAAGUUCUGUUUUUCAGCAGUAGUGUAGUCUAAGGUACCAGAUGUAGGCACCAGUAGCACUGGUGUUAAUCAAAUGCUAUUAAGGAUAAGAUCCUCUCCAGUAUAACAGUAAAGUACCGUGUCCAGAUUUUUAUUGUCACAAUUUACUUCAACUGCUAUAUAAAUAUUAACAGCAAAUAAGGUUGUUAUGGGUUGAUACCGGGUCCCAUGUUAUUACUGCUUGUAUGGCAUCUUUUUUGCUUCCGUGAGUCUUUUCACUCACCACUCUACUCUUAUCUGAAGUCGUUGCAAGUUAUAGUUUCUCAGAACUGCGUUUACAUGGCUGGUUUGAGGCGUGGAC
Messenger RNA from Heterobilharzia americana, 6512 nucleotides. Lineage: Eukaryota; Metazoa; Platyhelminthes; Trematoda; Strigeidida; Schistosomatidae. The record is from the annotation of a GenBank genome assembly.